Moneuplotes crassus is the source of this 814-nucleotide messenger RNA. NCBI's taxonomy places the organism in Eukaryota, Ciliophora, Spirotrichea, Euplotida, Euplotidae. The record is from the annotation of a GenBank genome assembly.
AUUUUGAUAAAAUAACAAAUGGAGAAAGAAGAGUGAUUAGACCUUUUAUGAGAAUUUGAGACUCAAAGAAAAUACUUAAAAAUUCCUACAAAUGCUAAAUAUGAUCAUCUCAUUAACAUGUUCAUCAAUGAAUUCUCCAUCAGACUGAAGAGCAAUGAAGAGGUCUUCUUUAAAUAUUUGGAAGAUCUUGAUGAUCUAGAAUACAUCUCUGUGAAGAGCCAAUUUGAUCUUGAAGGAAACUUAAAUGACAUAUUUUGGUUAAAAUCUUCAGAAAUUGAAGAAUAUGCUCAUAUUGUAAUUAUCAAGCAAAAGUCGACCCAUAUGAUCGGACAUAGUGUGACUCCAAGACUUUAUCUAGACAAAGGAGGGAAAAUGCAAAUUUCUCCAACUAAUAAGCAAGGUUCUAUUAAUAUAAAAAGUAUGGCUUGAGAGAAGCCUCUCCCUCCAGAGCCAAAGAUGAUACAGAAGAAGUCCUUGGAGCAUAUUAAAUCAGGGUUGUCUACAAGUAUUACAAACAACUCAGAAGAAGAGAUAAAGACUUCAUUGUUAUCAGUUCUUAAAAGUUUGAAACCCUCCGAUGAAGAAAAUAAGCACAAAGAACACAGAAACUCACACCAGAUUUUGGAUGAGCUUAAAGAAAUAGUGGCUAAUAAAAGAGAUGAAAAACAAAGACUCCGUUCAAAAUAUUUCCCAGCAGUACAAAUAAAACCAUGAGAAGUCAGCCCAGGGACUGGAAUUAAGUUCUCUCUCACCACUGAUCAAUUCUGGGACUUCAUAAAAUAAGCAUAUGACAAAUAAUAAUUUCAAGCUAUAA